Saccharomyces cerevisiae S288C is the source of this 306-nucleotide messenger RNA. It is a transcript of the gene LCL1, whose product is annotated as Lcl1p. The transcript has a single exon. Lineage: Eukaryota; Fungi; Ascomycota; Saccharomycetes; Saccharomycetales; Saccharomycetaceae. The record is from RefSeq and is marked reviewed. Gene Ontology annotation, cellular component: plasma membrane. The coding region runs from base 1 to 306 and encodes 101 amino acids.
AUGAAGAACGCAGCAUUGUGUGAGGCUCUUCCUCUGCUCGCCACGUGCUCCCACGAAAUCCCACCCACACCACACACGGUCUGUUUCGUCUUCCCCCCCGCAUUAUUACUAUCCCCGAGCAAACUCACACUUUUGAAUUCGCGUCGCGUCGCGUCGCGCUGCGUCAUUAUCAUUGACCCACGCUUGCUGCGUCUCUUCUCUUGCUCCCGGCCACAACAACUCCCCCGGGAUAAAAACCAAUCUUUUGCUAAGCCAUCUUUUUCUUUUUUUUUCUUUCUUCUUACCUCGUUAUUAUCGCCUUUCUAA